Dermacentor albipictus is the source of this 14600-nucleotide messenger RNA. It is a transcript of the gene jing, whose product is annotated as AE binding protein 2 jing. Gene Ontology annotation, cellular component: ESC/E(Z) complex. Gene Ontology annotation, biological process: regulation of transcription by RNA polymerase II. The record is from RefSeq and is a predicted model, not a curated record. NCBI's taxonomy places the organism in Eukaryota, Metazoa, Arthropoda, Arachnida, Ixodida, Ixodidae.
CCUUUCGGGUUUUCGUACUCUCUCUCUACACAUGCAAAGAGAGCGAGAGCGAAAGGCAAAGUCGGGGGGGCGCCACAGUAGAGGCGAGAACAAACGGCAAGGGAGGCGGAGGAGGAGGCGGCGCGGAGAGUCCGUGCGUGCUCCCGUGCGUGUUUCCAACAUGGCGGCCAGCGGAUGCUUGGACGAGGAACGGAGCGAGGAGCUAGAACACAGCGUGGUGCGCAAGGCGUUGCUCGAUAUGAUUCGACCCGAACGGAUAUACCACCAGCGCGGCGAGUUCGACUACGCCCCCGUGAGGUCCUCGGCCGGCCCGGGGCCCAGCAGCGGGCCGGGCGGCCUGGCUAAAUGCCUCGUCGAGAGGUUCGCCAGCGGCGGCUCGGCGCCGUCUGUGCUGGUGAACAACAAAGUGGUCGUCGGCGCUGGCUCUUCAUCGGCGGCGCGCGGUCUCGCCUCGAGUGCGGCACGUCUGGACGGUUACGACGGCGACCAGGAGCCGGCGGAGUUCGCGACCGAGCGCCGCAACCAUCGCUACGACCGCGCGCCGAGCACGGACAGUGUUGCCACGAGCAGCGGAGAGUCAUGCCGGUCAUCGAGCGACUCCGCCUCGUCUGCGCCGUGUUCGCCGGAGAGCGUCAUCAGCGACUCCGGCGGUGUCGAGGGCUUGCCGGACAGCGUCGCCAUCCUGGUGUCCGGAGAGCUCGCGGACGCCGUGCCCCCGGACUCCGGCUUCAACCUCUCCCGGCUCCUGCUGCCGCAGCAGCACCGGCAGGGGGAGACCGCCGCCGAAGCCCGCAAGCGCGACCUCCGGCUCGUCGACGAGGUCGUGGCCGCCGCCUCGGCCGCGACGACCGAGUCUCGGCCCGUUCCCUCGCCGCCCGCUUCGCCGCGUCCACAGUCGUCUGCUCUGGCCGCCGCCAUUUCCUUUUCGUCUGCUUCGUGUCUUUCAUCGCCGUCUGCUACAUUUACUGCCACUGCGACGUCUUCUGCCGCGGCGUCGUCUGCCGUGGAGCGUUUUUUAGCGAACAGCUCCGCGUCGACUGUUGGGCCGGUGGUGCCGCCGUCGUUGUCACCGUUGGCGGCGUCACCGGUGCCGAGCGUGUCAGUGUCGUCUUCCAGCUGCUCGGCGGCGACUGCCGUUUCCCAUGCCGCGUUGUGUGUGACGGGGUCGGCGACGACGUCUUCCAGUUCCGUGGGUCUGCAGGCGUCGCCGUCUGCGUCGGCCAAGUGUGGUGUGUCCCAGGCAGCGGCUGUGUCAGCGGCCUCACCGCCGGGAGCUUGUGCCAAAAGCAGCAGACGCAAGAGGAGGCAAUCUGGAGACGCAAGGAAGCGGGACAGUCCGCUAGUAUCGGACGAUGAUGCGGAGGACGAAGACAUCUGUCGGCGGAGAGAAGCCGAGGUGGAAUCCCUGCUGCGACACUGCAUCGAUCUCGUCGCGGACCGGUUGGACCCGCAACACAGUAUCAGCACCAGUUCGCUACGCGGGUACCGGAGGGAUCACCAGUCGGAAGCGCACCGUCAUUCCGAAACUAGCGGCCACCAGGCGUCGCCGUCGCGGAGCUGUCGCCACCAGGACCAUCAGCCUCACUGUAACAUACAUCAUCAAGAACGACUCACGCUCGACGACGGCGCCGAGGUCGCGUCCGGCUCGCCCCAGGAGUGCCGGAGCGGCUGCCACGUCCAGGAGCGGGAGCAUCGUCACACGGGUCACGAUCAUCAUCAUCAACGCAAUCAACACCACAGUCACCACUCGCAACCGCAGGAUCACAAGCCGCAAGAUCAAGAGACCCACGCGAAGCACCACCCCCACCGCAACACCCACCUCGAAAACCACCACCACCACGAGCACCUAAGACCGCCGUCGCCCAUCUUACCACCUUGUUCACCAGAGUGCAGCAGCAGUAGUACCAGCAGCAGCGCCAGCAGCAAUUGCGGCAGCAUUCCAGGAGACGAUGACUCGCAGUGUCUACAGACUACAGCCGAAGAUGACGCGGCGUCGGCGGCCGCGCUGUCGAUGUCUAUUUCGUCAACGCCGACGGCGGAUUCGCUGGCGCCAACGACGCCGCCGACGAUAUCGUUGUCGACGUCAACGGCGUCGUCGACGGCGGCGGUCUUCUCGGCGCCUUCGUCGUCGCUGCUGGCCACCGCGCCUUCGCCGUGUUCCUCGUCCCAGUCGGCGGCGUCGGUGGCGGCCGAAGACGGCCUGUUCACGUGUCGCUGGCUGGACUGCGAGAUGCGCCUGGGCAGCGAGGACUCGUUGGGCGACCACGUCCGCGGGGCCCACGUGGACACGCAGACCAGGGACCAGGGCGUCUACCUCUGUCGGUGGCAGGGCUGCAAGGUGUUCGAGCGGCGCUCGUGUUCCCGGCAGUGGCUGGAGCGUCACGUGACUCUCAGCCACUGCGGUUCGCGGCCGUUUCCCUGCAUCGUGGCCGGUUGCGGGCAGCGGUUCGGCUCCCAGGCGGCGCUGCAGAGGCACGUCAACGCCCACUUCGAGCGGUCGCUCAACGGCUCCGGACCGGUGCCGUCGGGCGGCGGCGCUGGAAGCAGCGCUUCCGGGAGCGGCGUCACUUCCGGCGGAAGCCUCCUCGGAUCUCGGGGCCUGGGCUCCAAGGAGCUCGCGAGCGGAGACUCUCCGCUCAAGCUGCUCAGGUUGCGCAAGAAGCUCAAGUGCCGGCGUCGAGCGUGGGCGACCGUAAAACAUCCUGAUUUCUUCGACGCCGGUGUGAUGGAGGAGCUGAGGCACCGGCUGACUGAGGUCAGCGCCCCACAAUCACCUGCAGAGCCCCACUCCUGGAAUGGGUCCACGGUCACCUUCCAUGCAACGGUGAUGGCGAGAAGGAAAGAAAAUACCGGAAAAGUGAAGGUGCUUCUUCACUGGGUUCCUGAGCACAUCCUGCCUGACAGCUGGGAGCCGGAGAACCAGAGCACCGAAAAGGUGGUCGCCCUGUCAUCGCUGUCUGCCGACGACCUGCACACGCUAAACCUGUGGCCCAAGGAUCUGCCGACGCCAUGUCAGGGGUUGUCGGGAAGCCGCCGACGCAAGCGGAAGUGAUGGUGAUGGCAAAGUCACUCAUCUCAGGGUCGUGAUGAUGCAACACUGCCAUGCUUUUUUCCAACAAUGCCAUUCAUCGUCAACGGCUGCUUCAUCAACAAGUGCAGCACGCAUAUGUGGACACAGACUGCAUCACCGUCGGGAGCAUAAUUUAUUUUGUGAGCUUUCAUUUUGCGCAUCUGCCACUGCUGCACUGUCAUCACCAAGUGCCAGGCAACAGACUCUCCACUGCCUUCAACGACUGCGCUGGCGGCUCCAUGACUGCAGAUACGGCUUCAGAUAUGGCUGUGGCUGUGACUGAGGCUAGAACUCUUGCCAUCAGGCCGCGUGUGGGGGAGGGGAGCGGUGUGCCCCUUAGUGGUGCAAAUGCUAAGUCCUUAUCUGCCUCAUUUUGACAGUUUAGUCAGUGAAAGACAGUGGUUUUCCUUAUCUUCGGUGUGCUGUUAGCUUCAGCAUCGUUUGAGUGCGGGACAAGAUGGCAUCGUGUAGACCGCACCACAAUCCAUCGUGGACAAGACCAAGUGGGUAACCUGCCAAUUCUGAACGGGAAACGAAACUUACAGCGAGUCGUCACUGGUCCAAGGACGGUGGUCUUUGGUCAGCGGAUGGAUCAACGGCUCAUGACGGUCACUGCCCAUGAAGGAGAGGCACUGGUGGAAGUUUAAAGUAGCCAACACUAUGCAGAUGUUAGUUGUCAAAGCAUUGUGCUACGGUCUUAUUAUUUUCCUCUAUUUCACUCAUCCCUCUUUGUCUUGUCCGUGACCUUGGGCGAAAAUGUAGCUGUGGGAUUGUAGUCAUGUGAAAUCGUGUUUCAUCAUUGGGUUUCUGCUUUUGGAUGUUUCCAACUCGAAAUGGUAGUUCUUUUUUUUUUUUGCAGUUGCAACGUAAAGUGCAUACAACGCAUCAGAACCUGUCUUGAUGCUGACUCUUCUGUUCUUUCUUGUACUAAAUUUUGCUGAGGCCUUAGUUGAAGCAUUUGAGAGUUCUUGAUUCAGGGUGUUCAGUUACAUUGAAGGUGGAACAUUUGUUAUGUUUUUUUUCUUUUUUAUGACACAUCCUCAUUUGCACUUAGGCUUCUCUGCAAUAGCAUGUCUUGCUGAGUGGUAGAAAUAUAAUGCCAGCUCUAUGCAAUCCCCAGCAAGUGCUUUGGAUUCCUUAUUUCUUAGAAGGCACAAAACCUUGAUGGCUGAUAGGUUCUGGUUGCGGCAGAUUACAAGUUAUGAAAUUACCUCUUAUGUGCACUAUUGUAUUUGCGCAAACACAAGUAUCUUUUUGUUUCUAGUAUUAGUUCAGCAGGCGGUCAAAAGCAUUCCUGGAGCCGCACCCAGUCCAGAUCAGAGGAAUAGAAUUUAGUAGCUGGGAAAACAAGUUAACAUUUUGAGCACAUGCAGCAGUGUCAGUGUCAUAGGGACUGAACUUGAGAGAUGUUAUAACUAGCAAAAUGUAUUAGCAAGGAGCUUAUCAGCAGAAUUCUCCGGUAGUAUGAAGCAUACAAAUGAAGGUUAGGGUUCUAGCUUCUCUCCAGUCAGCAGACAUGCUUCUUGUUGCAGUGGCCAGGUCUUCUCAGUGAGCCUUCAUUUCUCUGUAAACCAAGCUUGAUUGGUGUCGCUUCGUGCUUCUUGUAUUGCUCAUGUAAGUUCAGGCAAAAUGUAGGCUUCUUUUUCUUUUCUUGCAAUAAUGAAACCACACUGCAACAGUGCUGGGAUUACAAAUGCUGACCUACUGCCAUAUUUCCCAUUUACAUUUAUGCAAGCAACCCUCAGUGACAUAAUUAGUGCUCUGAGUUUCUAUGUGUGUGUAUGCAAUUGUCGGGCUGUCUGCAAAGUAGCCCCGAGAAGAGUUUCAUUUUACAUAUGCAGAAGACUCUCUCAUGCAUUGACUCCUUCCUGCAAAGGAGCAUAGGAGGUGUGCACUGGACUUGCUACUUGCUUCAUGCGUUGCGUGAACAGUAAUGAAUGCAAGGGGGAUCAUUCUGGCUGUAAAGACAGAUUGCACACUUCAGUCUUUCCGUGAAAUCGGAAGGAUUUAGCGUUUGGGCUACGUCUUAGUUUAUUGCUGGGCUUAUUGCUGGGACAAUGAUUGUUUGGGGGCAAGGUAAGCCGCAAACGGUAUUUACUUCUUUUAAAGUGUAGUCAAACGAUAGACCUACUGAGAAUGAUCUGUCUUUAUUCUCAUAAGUCUAUUUGGUUUCCUUACAGUCUGUAUGAAAGAUACACUCCUCCGUGUCAAAUUCACAUGAAUAAUAUGGAAAACAUUAAAUUACAAGAGUGCAAGCAGAUUUCUUUUUUCAAAGGCGCAAAUGAUCGCAGAAUGUGGUUGAAUAAAAGAGGCCAAGCAACCUUCAUAGCUUGCUUCUACUUAUAAUAGUAUUUUAGGACAUUUCUGAGGAACCAUCACAGAAGCGUAAUCGUUUAACCUAAAUGCCCUUGUCAAGUGCACACACCAGGUAUUUCAGCAAAUGCUUUUUUCAGCAAAUGCAAAUUUUUAUUAUUCACAACUGUGUGAAGUGACAGACAGGGAAACCUAAUUAUGUUUAAAUGAAAUGUAGAAAUAAUACGGUAAACGUAAAUGAAAGUGGGCGGAAAGAUAACUUGCCGCAGGAUCUGGAUGGCUUUCAGGAUUAACAUUUGCCGUGUGUCACUGUCUUAAGUAUUUUAGGGAGAUCUUUUUAUUUUCACAGUUCUGAACAAAAGGCAAAUGAGGCUAAUAAUUUCCAUACAGCAAACUUCAGUUGUCAGUACCAGUUAAACAAAAUCCUGAAGCUUGUUUGAACAUAGAACAUGGAAGUUUUUACAAAUUGAUGUACUGGCCAUCAUUGCUAUGCUGGAUCAAGCCCUGUACUGGCAUUCUGCAUAAACUUUAGCAGCAGUCUUUCCAGUAAUUUCAGUACGAUACAUUAUGGUCUAAUUUAAUAAUAUACAUUGAAUCGACAUGUCUAGGGUUUCCUUCAGAAAUGCUUUAAGCAUUCCCUGAAAUGCCUGGUAGUGUGUGCCCUGACUGGUUGAUAAAUGGUAUGCAAAUGAUCCAGGUUUUCACAUUACCUUCUGCUGGGGUAGGCUCUUUCUUUCUUUUUCUUUGGAUUCUUUUGGAUUUCUCUUUGGAACUUUCUUUUCCUGUGGAUUCAGCAAACACUGCCAGGGUUCGUGUUAUGCAGAGCGACCACUGUUCAGGCGUGGGCAGGAACAGUUGAGCUAUUGUGAUUGCAUUCGUUUUGUGUAGUUGCCACAGCGAGUGUGUGGCACAUAGAACGAAAUAUGGGCUAUAACUAGCUGAAGAGCCAGCCAUUGCGAAGGAACUGUAAAACCAUGGCAAAUGAGAUUGAUAUCUUCGCUAGAAACUUAUUUGUUAUUGAUUUAAGUCAUUUUGUGCCGAACAAACACAGCCCAUACAAGUCUUAUUGGAUUUUCUGUCUAACUUCAUCACAAUAUAUUUGUGUCACCUUAAUUCUGCAUAGUUGUGGUCUUAGUGCCUUUUGCGAGUCUAAUUUGACUAUCUUGUGGCAGGAAUGUUGAUAAAAUAUUCCUGAAGAAUAAGCUCCGACUGCUUACUGCAAAGUCUUGCAAAAUGUAAAUGUGUAUCGGAUUUUAUUGCUCUCCUUAGAGGCUGCAAGCUCAGAUGUGUCUCGAUGGAGAUACUUUGUCAAGUUUUUUGUUGAUGUUAUUACGUUGCACAAUUUCGUGAAGCUUCCUGCUUGUAUGUGGCCCUCUCACUUUUGGUAGAAUUGCUGCUUUACAGUUCUCUCAGCAACCUUUCCUCUGCCUGAUAACAAAUGGGAUGCAAUUGUUUCUUGGCAGAUUUUUUUUUUCUAUACAAAAGGUAUCUAGGUGCAAUGCACUUUAUCUGGGACCAUGUGCCUUUUGUGUCACUAUCUCUGAAUGGCAGAUGGACUUGAGGUGAUCCUUUUCCAAGACCUUGAUGCACCCAUCAUAGUAAAUGAUAUGACUGAGGCCUCUAGCAAAUUAGCUGUGCAUAGAAUUCUUUUAAGCAUUGUUUGCUUUUUGAAGCUUGUGUUUGAGAUUGGCAAAAGCAACCCGAGGUAGUUCCCCGUAGAAUCAAAACAUACUUAUAUGAAGCCCUUUGAAGCUGCAGCCUUAAAGUUUCUCGACAGCUUGUAUCAAAGUAUGCUGCUCCAGAUAGGGCAAGGAGAAUGUUACCGCGUUUUUGAGUUCAGACGUAUAUUGCGGCUUUCGUUGCAAACAAAAUUGAAAAUGAGCAUUAAGCUUAAUUUUUGAGAGCAUAUAGGUUAAAGAUCUUGUCAUUCAGAUAGUAAAAUCAGUUAUUUGCUGGCAGGGGCUCAACUCGCGUGGCAAGCAAGUUGAGAAACUUGAGGAGCUUUCUUGUUUUUGCAAAAUACAGGGGAUAACUUCAAGGAGAGCACUGGGUAUGAUGGGUGCAGCUGGGUGCUUCGGCAUUGAUAUUUUCAUGAAAGACAGCAGUGGUAGGCGGUGGACUUGUACUGACCUUGUGAUGGCAGGUGUGCAGGUGUCAAACAGUGUUCUGUAUAAGGAGGAGUUCAGUUUCGCGAAUUAGGAUUUCUAAAGGUUUUAUUGGCGCUUCCAACAGUAGCAGUUGUCUUUGCAUCUCUUGCAGUUGUUGCGGCUCCUAGCUACUACCACCUUAGCUUUGGAACUUGAAUCUCUAAAUUGAAAUGAAAAGAACUGAAAAGGGUUUGGGAAAAGAGCUAAUGCUACAGAGUGCAAGUUUCAUUGUCGUUGAGAGCCAACGGCGGCCCUGUGCCGACGCGUCACAGUUGACAGGAGGCUGCAGCGUCGUGUUUCAGGUAGUUUAGCAAGCGACUGCCGUGCCGUGACUUGUCUCAUCACCUUCGGAUGUGCCGCAUGACGACGUUCUUUCGUGUCGUGAUUUUGUAAAUGUACAUGAGUCAUCCCGUUCAUUUUGUGCAGCCGUCGUAAUCACAUUUGCGCAUAAUUAUAUGUGGCAGCCAUCAGCGUAGCCAACAUCGACACAGUCUUAUUUAUUCCACUUGCUGCAUGUAAUGCCUGUCCUCGCACUACAUCUGGCAUGUUGCGGUACGGCUUAGCGUAAACCUUAACCUGGCCUGCGAGCGUUUCUUUGUGUAGCGUGUUGCAGCAGAGCGGACGGCUGCUGCAUUAUAUGCAGCCAUUGUGGUCCUUGAGAACAGUCUUAGAUGGAGUUACCAGAGAUAGUGGCAUGUGAUGCAGUGCUAUACAGACAUUUACACUGUAAUAUACUGAGGAGUAUAUAUAUAUAUUAUAUAUAUAUAUCAACUUUCAUAGCAGAGCUUGUAAUGAGGCCUAAUAUUUCACACAUGUAUAUUGGUAAACCACACCUAUUUACAACCCCAAAUUUCCCUUGUAGUGGAAAUAUUAAUGUCCUUUUGCAGACAUCUAAUUAGGUGCUUCACUGCCAUCAGCCUGUUUAGUAAUUAAGUGUAGUGCUUUCCUAAUCGCUAAACACGUUACUUAGCCCAAUGUGGACGUUCUUGUAAAAAAAAAAAUACUUGCAUCACAUUGCAAUGCACGUUCAUGCCUGGAUUCAAUUGCUUCAAAAACAUGUUGGCUAGAAUCCGUGCUAAAUGACAUAUAAUUUGCUGCAUUGUACUUUGUUGGGGAUAAGUGCCUAAUAUUUAAUUAUGAAAAUACGGAGGCGUGUCCUCAAAAUGGAACGAAGUCUUCUGAUUAGAUAAAGGGAGACUGGAUAACGAUAGAGAGAAGCCACCAAAUGAUAUGGUCCUGGUGGCAGCGAGCUUUGACGGAAGGAAAAGGUUGAGGGAAGUGAGGCACCUCACUGUUGUAUAAAGCCCAGAACCAGCUUAUAAUCCCCCAGUGUAUAUCUUCGAUCUCCCAGACCAAGUCUCCCACUCUACCAGCCAACAUGUUCAACACUGCCAUUGUAAAGAGAGUGAAAAAAAAAAAUUUUGUUUUUAAAGAAGCUGUUUAUAAGAGAUAUAUAUACCACGUAAGAGAAAAAAUAUAUAUAUACGAGGCUUGUUAGCAUGGCGGCUAGCGUGUCUAGCAGCAACCGGAUGCAGAACCGAGCGCACGAUGGUGGCGUAGCGCCGCAUUCAGCGUGCAUAAGGUGGAGGCGAUUCCUUCGAGUUUGCUGUUCAUCCAAACUUCUAGUUUGCUGUGAAGAGUGUUGGUCAGCCGUAACUACAUCACCGUAUCUUUAUUGCAUGCUUUCGUACUGUAAACGAGCGAGUGAGCUUGCUGGCAUUGAGGGCUGUUACAUUUGUGUGUGUGUAUAUCUCCUGAGCAUCACUUGGUUAAUGGAUUUCUGGCACUCGGCAGCAUUUCUAACUCUUGACGGGCUGCCCGAAGUUCGGCCUGCCAAUGGUUUGAGCUGGACUUUAUGCACAAUGGUUGUGCACAAGUGAACAGAGCCCUGGUGUUCUCGUAUUCUUUUUUUUUGAAAUUGGGGUAUAUUGGUUCAUGUACGAUUAUGAGUGCAUUGGCUCUUAUUUUAGGAACACUGUUGUAUCUUAUCAUUCCUGUUGCAGUUUUCUCUGUAUGAGAAUGCCGGUACCAUGCAAGUGAAGCCUUUGAUGCCGCAGUUUUGGAAUCGUAACCAAAACCAUAUUGUAAUGGCUGGUAGUUUUAAAGGUACAUAUUGUCGAAACCUUGUCUUGUGUGUUGUGGUUGUCACUGGCCUUGUGACCUGCGAGAUGCCGGGAAUGAGUAAUGCUUUUAUUUGCUGUUGUGCGAGUCUGAUUGUGCUGCUACUUGCUUCCUUAAUCCUAGAAAGAAGUCAUUUCCUUGCAAAAUUCAGUCAACAUGAGGUUGACGGCACUGUCUAAGGAUGCUUCGUGGUGGUGAUUUGUGUUUAAGGGGGUCAAAAUUUUAAACGGUAUCCAUCAUUAUUUGAUGUAAUGUUCUGUGUCCCAUCCUUGUUGGGACUGUUACGCUUUUGCAGUUGUAUAGUUUCCGGGACAUACUGACAUGUGUCAAUGGGACUGUCCAUUGCAUUCGCAAUGCUCGUGUAAAGUCCAGCGUAGUUGAAUUGGUUGUUUCGUUGUCUGCGCUACGAUGUAGCCUAAAGAGUAAUUUAGAAUGUGGCUUACGGAAUGACAUCCCCUAUCACACUGCAGAUAAGCUCCCAUGACAGUGGUUGUCUCGCUUCUUGUUGUCUUCUGCUCAACUUGAUUUGCACCCUAUUGCUGGCAGCUUCAUCUUGUCACAUUCGAGUCUUGUGCAUGCUUGCUUUCUGUGGGUACCAAUUCUUUAUUCACAUGUGUUGUCUGGCUGGUCAAGGGUUCAAAACGAAGAGCAUGUGGGUGUUUGAAGAUGUGUGCACGCAGAUUGCUGCACAUUUGCCUGCACAAAUGCUUUUGCGAGGAAAUGUGCUGGUGGUUGGGUGGCAUGGGACUUGUAGGGUAUGUGCUGGUUGCUGUGUUCCGUGUUUGCUUUCUCCUUUAGGUGACCUUGCCAUUCUAAAAGCAUAUUAUGCACUGGUUUGUCAGUUUGAAUUCAUUGGGUUUGUUUGUAGUCCUAGUCAUAUUGCAGCUAGUGUAGUGUUGCAGUGAGCAAAGAGUGGUGUCGGCACGACUUGCAAAGCUUGCGUCGAUAUAGACUGGCAUUUUUGUUUUGGCUCCGUGCUUUUUUUUUUCUUGUUGAUUGUUUGACACACGUGCUGAGAAUUUGCAAACAGGAGAGCUCAAUUUUGAUGAUGUUUACAUCACAAUGAUGCCAAAUCAGGGGCUGUUUGAGUUUCAACUGGCUCGAGUCUCACCCUGACUUACAUUCAGGUCGAGGUGCCACUGUAAGUUAGUCAAAACAGUAGAUUCUUUUUUUGUUUCAGUUUUUGGUUAUGUUUGCAUCAUGGCAGCGAGCCAUUAUGGCGAGGGUACUUGUCAAGUGUAGGAACCAUGCCUGCUUGCUUUUACUAAAACUUGGAACAGUUAACAGCAGUGUGCUUUAUUACUUUUCAGCGCGAAGUUGCUCACUUUACUAAGGUAUUCACGGAAGGGCAGUUGACCAUUUCGGCUACUUUCUGAUGAUUAAAACAGGUUGGUGACGUGCUCAUAUUGCUCCUAGCUUGCAUGGAUGGCAAUUCACCUACUAACCAAUCUGAAGUAAAUUUUAAAAUUUAUAACGAUUACCAAUGGAUCAGGAGAAGCAGAGAAGUUGUUAUACACAGCUGCAUUAGCAAAUGAAAAUCUUUUCAAACACUGCUACAAUUUUUCGUCAUUGUUCAGUUGAGUGGUCCAAGUGUACUGAUAAUCUUUCACAAAGUGCAAGUUGGUUUUCUCCAUGCUGGAAGUUGUGUUUUUGUGUGCUCGCCACCUAAAGUGCAAGCAGUGGAAUGAUCUCGAAAACCGGGCAGACGACGUUUAGUACCAUCACGGUGGCUGCUUUUGGAUCUCUCUUAAUGUUAAGUUGCAUGUGAACGUUGGUCUGAUAUGUGUAGGUUUAGUAUGAGUGUUAAGGGGGGGAUAUGUUUGAAAUGCCUUCAGAGUGGCGUGUUCUGAAAGGGAGUAAAAGAAGUGUGUAUAGGUAGCCAUUCACUGCCAUUUGUUAGACAUAUGCCAUAAGCGAUUGUUUCACCACCUGGCAAAACGUUGCAUCAAGUAUGGAGCGUUUGCCUAGCUGUUUGUUUGACCAGAUCCCUUUUUGUGUUGUGUUUUUUGGCUGCUUGAUGAGCGUUUGAGAGUUGCUUUGUGUCGGAAUUUGUUUGCUGUGGUUUAUUAUUGAAAUGGCCUGUUUUCUUUUUUCUCUUUAGGUUUAUGGGAACAAAUAGGCUGUCUUCUUCGUUCCAAAAAGUUCAGUAUUAACGUUAGAACCGUACAGAAGCAUGUGUUCCUAAUGGGAUGGGGCAGUUGCUGCUAAUGAUGUUUACUUUCGAGAAAACUUGUUUCUGUUUGACUGGGACCAAUGUUUUUCUUGUCAUUCUAUGAACAUGGCUUGCCUUCUAUUUUUCACUCCUGUUCAUCCUAGGAGCCCGACAUUGUCCUCUAUUGAAACUUUGGGAAGGAGAGCUUUUAGUUCAGCGUUGUGCAAUGUAGCACAAUGAAAGUUCGCUCAUAUCCAGCCUACUGCCAAGUCUCAUGUCUGCAUCAGUGCGUUUUAGUUCUGGGAACAUGUACAUAAUUUAUGCAAUUGCCAGGGCACGAUGUGGAGAAUAAAAUGGUCAUAAACACUGUGAGACCUGGUGUCGCACGAACCUAUCUGCUAACUAUGCCAACGGUGUUAUUGUUCUAUCUUUUCUCUAUUUAUUUCUCAAGCAAUUUUGUUUCAGGACGUUUUCAAACACCACCAUCUCGCUUCUGCUUCUGAAAUGUAGUGGAUGCUCUCCACGUCAAUAGAAGGCACAUUAUUUGCUUCUGUUGCCAUCUUGGGGCUUUUUAAGCUUCACCUGGGCUUGCAUGCAGGUUCCAUUGGCUUUUGUUUUUCUACGCUGUGGCUUUUGUGGUGUAUACUUUUCUAUCCUGGUUUGUUUUAGUCUAGAAGACAUUGUGCCAAGUGGUGCAUUUGCAGGUUUCCAUGGCAUAUGCAGCAAGAGAAAAAUAUGACAUUUUCUUUUUGUAUAAAGCAAAUAGGCUGUCGGCCUUAAAAAGUUGGGUCUGUAUGUUUUUGAAGGUCUCAUAACAGUGUACAGCUCAUUUCUAACAUGGUUGCCAGUGCAGUUUAGUAUUCUUGUGUUUAUUUGUUUUUGCUUUUCUAGCCAUUUCUUUUUUUCUCUUUGUAUUCUCAAUUCUUGUGAGAAUUGCCUGUUGAAGUGUAAAUUAUUUGCUUGUGUCUGCUAUUAUGGUAAUGACUGUACAUCACUAAUAUUAUUAUUCUUGUAAUUAUUACAUAGUGCACACUAUUUGGCACUGAGUAGCAGCCAUAUCCAGCGGCAGCCAUGUUUCUGCGUGCAACUUCUUUUUGUACUCUCUGCUGGGCAACAAAAGGCCCUGUGCGGCAGGCAUGUUUGCUGUUUCAGCUUUUGUAGUUUGUCUCGCGAGAAUUCUCACAGGCAUGUUCUUGUUUGCUGUGGAAUGGACUGCAAUUGAAAUGUCUUGCAUUUCGACCGUUUAACAUUGCCUCUUGUGGGCAUCAUGACAUAGUUUGCAUAGGCACAUACCUCUCAUUGUGCAAAAUUACACACAUGAACAUACAGUGGGUGAAGUGUGUUUUCUGGUAACCCUCCUUGAUUGAGUUUUGAGUUCCCGCAACACAACAUCUUCACAUAUAGAGAAAUGUCUUUGCAGUAACAGUGACAAAACUAAGAAUGAAGGAAGGAAAGAUAGGAACAGCAAGAUAUAAAGUUUUACUGUAGGCAGAGGAAGAUAUAUGGUACCACUUUAAUGUAUUGUUAAUAAGAUAAUUGACAAUAAUUGUACCAUUCAAGUGCAUUGAUAAUUGCAUUUUUGCUAUGGUGUAUCUGUUCAUUCAUUGCAUUGAUUAUUGUUAUAUCUUUAAUAUGAUGAUGCCUUACCUGCUGUAGUCUGCAGUAUGUACUAAGUAACAGAUGCAUAUUCUGUUUUGCAUUCAAAGAAACUUCAGUUGCAGGUCGCUAGACAGUGGCGGUAUCCAUCUUUCCUUUCUAUGGUCAUUGUUUUGCUAGGCUGUUGCUGCGAAGACGAUUUCUAUAUGCGACGGCGGGUGUCUUCUGCAUUGCCAGAAGACUCAUUUCACUUGUGAUUUUCCUUUGACUUCAGAAUUGGUUUGCUCAAUAAAACUACUUUCUGAUUUGAAUUUUCUCCAUAAGGAGCAACAAGCUUGCAAGUGAAUUAAUGUGCGAUGUCAGUGAAUUACACUACCUGCAGGGUUGUCUGAUUGUGUGGGCAUUUGUAGUGUUUUUCUUUUUUUUGAAGGCAUUAUACGGAAAAGAAUUUAGAGAAGGCACACGGGCGUUUAAAGCUCGCUACUCUUAGAGCCUGUGUUAAGUCUGUUCUGGCUAGAGAAAUCCCCUGUGAGGAAGAUGCCAGCUGAAAAAUGAGUUUUCAGUAAAUGGGAAGCGCGCGGGCAUAGCAUUUCCACAAAUUGCGAUGGACUGGUCAUUGUGAGCCGAUUUUCUCGCACAGGUCCAUGCCUGUGAGAUUCUCAGCCGUCGACAUUUUGUUCUGCUGCGGUGUGCCCUGCACCAGCGUGUCUCUGUGACAAGUUGCACUUGUUGCACCACGAACGGGUGUUAAGUUGCGCUUUGGUUGCCUUGUGUAGUUGUAGUUUUCACCGUUGUUCACACACUUGAGUUGCUGGCGACUGUUGAUGACCAAGGGUGGUGUCACAUCGUGUUUGUUUUUUGUUAGGUAUUUUUUACAAACGUGUUCCAUUUAUUUUGUGCUUUAGGGGUGGACUGUUUGUGUGGUUUCACGAGAAUGAUUUUUCCUUUUUUGAUGCAUGCAAGGUGUCCCUUUUUUUGCAUGCAUGCAUGCGUGUGUGUUUGCGUAAUGUGUCGAAUGGAAUUUGUUGUGUGCGUGUGGAACGUUUGAUAGCAGCCACACGAGAGGUUCUGUAUGUAUACGAGCGUUCCUUGCCAUUGGAGGUGCGCGCUGGUUUCUAGAUGUCGAAGUUCCAUAUGCCAAUAAACACAUUCACCCUUUUUUUUUACACAUGUAUGAAAAGAGAUGAGAAAGAAAACUAAA